AUGAAUCUAAAUAGUGAAAAAGUUUUAUUUGGUGAAACAGUGGGGGAGUACAUCCAGCACGGUCUGGCCAAUACCGACCCCCUUGAAUUUAUUAAAGAUUUUCAGGCUGCAAAUAAUUUACAUGCCCCCACCUGUAAGCCGGUCUUGUCCUUUCUGGAUAUGUUUAAUACAUCUAGAUUAGCUUUACAUAAGCCUCUUCUCUCAAUCUUAAAACAACUACUACUGGAAUGCAUAGAUAACGCCAGUCUAGAAACAAUAGAGGAGCUACUACUUCAAACUUUUUCUUAUAUUCAGCAUGAAGAACUUCAAGAUAUUCCACUAUAUGUGAUGAGGAAACUUCCUAAACUUUCUUCUACAAUCCUUGAACAGUUAACUUACAAUCAAGAACUAUAUGAGCUUUGUCCUCUUGAAAUUAAACGCCAGAUUUGGCUGCUGGACAACUGCGAAGCAUCCAAGCUUUUUCGAAAGCACGUAUUUUCAUUGUUUUCGAAUUUUAUUCGGGAUUUUGAAAUUGUAAAAGCGGCAGGUGAUCUUGAGAAAUGUGCGAUGCCUCCGCACAAUCGCUGGCAGCAUCCUUCUAUUUUAAAGUUGACAGAAGCGGUUGGCGUGAAUUUCAAGAUGUACGACCUCGUUGUUGAGUCGAUCUGCAAACUAUUCGAGUCGACCCGAAAUCGGCUGUUUUGCACCCUUCGAGCCGACAUUCUCAUGGCCCUUCACUACAAAGACAACCCUCUUUGCAGUGAAGACAUGUGCUACACUCUAGCGUGGUGCCUGGACGGAUGCAAGCGCGACGAUGUGGUUGACGACCGCCGCCUUUCAGAGUUGCAGGCCUCAAGCAGAUCUUUAUAA
Messenger RNA from Zophobas morio, 849 nucleotides. Its product is annotated as negative elongation factor B-like. Gene Ontology annotation, cellular component: NELF complex; nucleus. NCBI's taxonomy places the organism in Eukaryota, Metazoa, Arthropoda, Insecta, Coleoptera, Tenebrionidae. Bases 1 to 849 code for a protein of 282 amino acids. Gene Ontology annotation, biological process: negative regulation of transcription elongation by RNA polymerase II. The record is from RefSeq and is a predicted model, not a curated record. The transcript is spliced from 8 exons.